GUCUUGUGUGAGGAGAAACCAGCAGGCGGCUCCGGGCUCGCUUCCCCGGUUGUCACAUGCAGUGUGACUUCUGCUCGCUGCGGCUGCACAGUGACAGCUCACACCGGCGCUCUAGUUUCUCGGAUUGAACUCGGAUUUUUUGCCUAUUUGGAUUUCUCUAUGUUGAUAAUAGCAGUGACGGACUAUCAACAGUUUAUUGCUAACACCGUACUGAACCCUGCCUGCUCUGACACCGCGACUCCAGACAGACACAGAGGCUGAAAGAGAAGUGGGCAGAUAAAGCCAUUGGAGGACAGAGGGAGAAGAACAACCUCUUGUAGAGCGGUGGCCAGAGAGACAGGGGAGCACAUGUGCAGCGGAAACGGCGUGACAGCAACAUCCUGACCGGUAACCUUGCUUCUGCACCCCCCCCCACCACCACCCGCCCAAGUACUCCACGAGCAGGGAGUCAGAAGGAAGGAAACGUGCGACCACCCCUCCUGCAGGCAUGAGGUCCUUCCGGUCCUUCAGUAACGAUGACCGCCAUGUCAUGGCGAAACACUCCACCAUCUACCCCUCCUCACAAGAGCUGGAAGCCGUUCAGACGCUGGUGUCCACCGUCGAGUGCGCCCUCAAACACGUCUCUGAUUGGAUGGAUCACUCCAACAGCGACGCCCACAGCCAGGUGGACAGCCAACCAGCAGACAGCACAGAGGAGGACAAUCCAGGUGACAAGCCCAGCGAAGAAACGGAGGAUUCCAGCGACAGCUACAGAGAGCCCACUAAUGGUGCCGUGCUGUGUGGAGUAAUGAGGAUCGGCCUGGUGGCCAAAGGCCUCCUGAUCAAAGGAGACAUGGACCUGGAGCUGGUGCUGAUGUGCAGAGACAAACCCACACAGACACUGCUGGACACUGUCUGUCAACAUUUACCCACACAGAUAGAGAAGCUGACAGAAGAGAAAUGCGAGGUCACGAGCUCCUUGCCCGAGGCGGCCAUAUUGGUACGAACGACAACAGAGCCCAAACUCACACUGACCAUCACCCUCACCUCGCCGACCAUGAGGGAUGACGAGGAGGAAGAGGAGGAGGAAGAGGAAGAGUUGGAGAAUGGGGAGGAAGGACAUGAGGAGGAAGAGGCGGAGGCGGAGAAGGAGGAAGUGGAGGAUGAGAAGGUGGAGGAGGAAGAAGAGGAGAAGAAGAACGGGCGAGUGUUGGGUGCUGCUGCGCAGAGAGUGGAGGCUGAGGAGGAGGAGGGGGAGGUGCUGGAUAGACACAGAUGUCUGUUGGCCCUGGCAGCGCUGCGACACGCCAAGUGGUUCCAGGCUCGAGUGAACGGGCUUAAGUCCUGCGUUAUCGUUCUCAGGAUACUUAGAGACAUGUGCAAUAGACACUCCGUCUGGGAACCUCUCAAGGGAUGGCCCUUAGAGCUUAUCUGCGAGAAGGCAAUCGCCACCUGCAACAGACCUCUGGGGGCCGGAGAAGCCCUGCGUCGAGUCAUGGAGUGUGUGGCCUCAGGCAUACUGCUACCAGGUGGUCCAGGUUUACACGACCCGUGUGAGAAAGAGCCAACCAACACACUAACCAACAUGACAGACCAGCAGGCUGAGGCCAUUACCUGCCGUGCACAGCAUGCCCUGAGACUCAUGGCAUUCGGACAGAUCUACAAGGUGUUGGAAAUGGACCCUCUUCCCUCAAAUAAACCAUCACAUAAAUACCCUUGGUCAGACAAAGAAGGUUUGGGUCUGAAAAGGCCGUAUGAGGAUGGAGCGAUGGAUGACAAAGACCUCAUCAAGAAGAUGAAGAGGAAUCUAAGAAAAGUCCUAGACAGUAAAGCCAUAGACUCCAACCAGCCUAUGAACGCCCUGAUGCGGUUGAACCAGAUCCGGCCGGGGCUGCAGUACCGCCUGCUGUCCCAGUCGGGCCCGGUUCACGCUCCAGUCUUCACCAUGUCCGUGGACCUCGAUGGAACCAUUCACGAAGCCUCUGGAUCCUCCAAGAAGACCGCCAAGCUGCACGUUGCUGUCAAGGUUCUCCAGGCUAUGGGCUACCCAACAGGGUUCGACUCAGACCUGGACCCCAUGAGUUCAGACGAGAAGUCGGACGGGGAGGGGAAGAGCGACACGUCAUCACACACGAGCAAUAACCCAACACACACCUCGGACAAUUCCAACGCACUGGAGGUGCGAACUCAGGGUCCGAUACUGACGGCGAGUGGGAAGAACCCCGUCAUGGAGCUAAACGAAAAGAGACGAGGCCUCAAAUACGAACUCAUCUCUGAAAGUGGAGGCAGUCACGACAAACGCUUUGUUAUGGAGGUGGAGGUUGAUGCACAGAAGUUUCGUGGGGCAGGCCCCAAUAAAAAAGUAGCAAAGGCCAGUGCUGCUCUAGCGGCUCUAGAAAAACUCUUCUCUGGUCCAAAUGCAGCUGUAACCAAGAAAAAGAAGAUAUUGCCUCAGCAUGUCUUUGUGCAGACAAAAGGAGUCCUGGCGGCCGCGGCAGCCGCCUCAGCAGUAGCAGCUCAGGUCGCCCGAGGAAGAGGAAGAGCAGCCCUCGCGAGAGGAGCCUUCGUCAGCGCCGCCGCACCAGGAUAUGUCACUCCAGGUAGUGAGAUCUUAUGCUUUGGGGCACCGUAUGGCUACAGCCCCGCUGCAGCAGCUGCUCCUGCAUACGAUAUGAUGCGCAGCCAUUCGAUGAGAGGACCCAGUAUCUUGUCCAAUGGUGGUCUUUUCAUUGACAAUCCCUUCUACCAGCCGCGGACCCUCGCCCCUUUUAUCAUUCAUCUGGGUCCCCAGGAUCUCUUCUCUGACUUCUAGUGGCAAGAAGGUUGUUGGAAACUCUCUUCACACUGACCUGUCUGUACAUGCAGGACGCCUAUCUUUAUGUCCUUCUCUAAGCCUUUUGAUGCAGGUGAUGGGCUCACAGAUCUCAAACUGUUUCUGUUUGAUCAGUCCGCCGGAAAAAAAACGUUCUGUUAGCAGCAGAGUAUAACAUCUCACCUACUGACCGAGAGGCUCAACGCUCCACUUUCUGUAUUCUCUAUUCUCCAACCAGAUUAUCACUUCAGAGGAGAGAAACCUUACACAAAGCAAUACUCGGAUUGUACGAGGAACGGGCUGAACUUCUUUCUUAUAGCAAUACACCAGAACUCCUCUCCAAGCUUACUGACUUGAGAAGAUGUGAAUGUCCGAUGGAGUUUUACCCAACACAGCAUUGCAAUAGCUCAUUCUGAUUGUAUAUUCAUUGUAUGUGUGUGUACGUGUGGCUAUAACAUGACUAUAUACACAUAUAUGUAUGGUGUAUGUUUCUAUAACAAUGUGUUGACAAUAAUAUUACUAUAUGAGGAUGUAUUUAUGUAAAUAUUCUAUAAAAUAUAACUAUUGUUGGUAUAAAUUAUUUUAGAAUUAUAACGUGAGAUGUAACUGUAAUAUCACAGUAUAGCUUUCUUCCAAUUUUAUAUACACUGAGCAAUUGAAGCUAGUUCUAGGAGAUGCAAUAUUAUCUUUGGUAUUCCUAUUAACCCUGUGCUGUUAGAAUAUGUAUGCUUCCUUCUUUCCUUUCCUUCCUCUCCUUACUUUCCCUCUAUCUUUGAUGUCUUUCUGAGCCUUUCUGAGCACGCUCUCUGCUGCCCGUCGGUCUGUUUACGUGGCCCGGACCAGAGGUGCUCACUACUACUGAACACACUCAUCACCUAAUCACACCUGUGCACACCCAGGCACACACACUUUCCUGUCAAGAAGCACAUUUUCUAAAGUCUCACUGCUGGCAGGGAAUACUGUUGUUACAAAUACAGUACUGUAUGUGUAUAGUAUGUGUGUACAUCCUCCAUAACACCCAUCAACACUCUGUCCCGCUCGCCUUAGGGACCAAAAGCACAGCUCACUCACGCAUUGCUGUUCCUUCUUUCUGCCAACACACACAUUCACACACACCCUUCCCUCCAGCCUCUUUUCCUGUAGGGACAUGAUGCCGCUGGUGGCAGAUACAGCCUGGCCAAAGGGCGUGUCUUAAAAAAUGGCAUCUCACAAGUUACUGGCUAACUAAUUAAAGGUAUAGCUCAGAAAAAGGUCUUAAAAGUGGAGCUUUAAAUUCGAUUGAUGUGUUCCUGCCUGGGAAUAAGUCUAUUUCAUGGGUUGGUUAUGUCAGCUGUCGGUACUUAGAAGGAGGGAGUUUACCUUUGGUUUCUUUUGCCAGUCACUGAAACC
Molecule: messenger RNA, 4180 nt
Organism: Trematomus bernacchii (emerald rockcod)
Lineage: Eukaryota; Metazoa; Chordata; Actinopteri; Perciformes; Nototheniidae
Gene: strbp
Product: spermatid perinuclear RNA binding protein
Exons: 20
Coding region: 488-2791 (767 amino acids)
Cellular component (GO): precatalytic spliceosome
Molecular function (GO): single-stranded RNA binding; double-stranded RNA binding
Source: RefSeq, a predicted model, not a curated record